Molecule: messenger RNA, 603 nt
Organism: Yarrowia lipolytica CLIB122
Lineage: Eukaryota; Fungi; Ascomycota; Dipodascomycetes; Dipodascales
Biological process (GO): positive regulation of mitotic division septum assembly
Cellular component (GO): spindle pole body
Molecular function (GO): GTPase activity; GTP binding
Source: RefSeq, a predicted model, not a curated record
AUGAAUGUGCCACACAAGAACAGUGUGUCGCUGAAAAUUGGGCUCAUUGGAGACGCGCAAAUCGGCAAAACGUCGCUGAUGGUCAAGUAUGCCGAGGGAAAUUUUGACGAGGACUACGUGCAGACUUUGGGGGUGAACUUCAUGGAAAAAACGGUGUCGAUACGAGAUACGGAGAUUACGUUUCUGAUUUGGGAUCUGGGUGGCCAGCGGGAGUUUGUCAACAUGCUUCCGCUGGUGUCCAACGACUCUGUGGCGAUUCUGUUCAUGUUUGAUCUCACGCGAAAAUCGACUCUCAACAGCGUCAAGGAGUGGUACCGGCAGGCUCGGGGGUUCAACAAGACGGCGAUUCCGUUUCUGGUGGGCACCAAGUACGAUCUGUUUGUGCAGUUACCCAAGGAGGACCAGGAGGAAAUCACCCAGCAGGCCAAGAAGUUUGCCAAGGCCAUGAAGGCGUCGCUCAUUUUCUGCUCCACGUCGCAUUCCAUCAACGUGCAAAAGAUUUUCAAAAUCGUGCUGUCCAAGGCGUUUGACCUGAAGCUGACGAUUCCGGAAAUUACCAACACUGGCGAGCCCAUUUUGGUGUACCAAGGUGUUGGUCAGUAA